AUGAUCCAUUUCAGUCAAAUAGGUUCCACAUUUGUGUUGGGAAAAAAACUCGCUCACGUGACGUUUUUGCGUUUGAGACUCGCCUGGCAACUGUGCGAAGGGAAAAUAAUAGUCCGGACAUCUGCGCACGCGUACACCUGUAUUUUCUUUAAGGAAGAAGAAGGUCGAGAAAACAGAAUAAUUAUCUACAAAGGAGUCCUGCACAAGCCUCUGAUUUGUUUGGAUCAACCUGCUUUUAAUCUGAACCAGCGAACCACACAGAAAACCAUGGUGUCACAUCCCCGCCAUCAUGGUGAAUAUGGUUCACCUGUUUGA
Messenger RNA from Knipowitschia caucasica, 315 nucleotides. The record is from the annotation of a GenBank genome assembly. Lineage: Eukaryota; Metazoa; Chordata; Actinopteri; Gobiiformes; Gobiidae.